This is a messenger RNA of Emiliania huxleyi CCMP1516, 1275 nucleotides long. RefSeq lists its product as hypothetical. Bases 1 to 1020 code for a protein of 339 amino acids. Gene Ontology annotation, biological process: translation. The record is from RefSeq and is a predicted model, not a curated record. The transcript has 2 exons. Lineage: Eukaryota; Haptophyta; Isochrysidales; Noelaerhabdaceae. Gene Ontology annotation, cellular component: cytosolic large ribosomal subunit; ribosome. Gene Ontology annotation, molecular function: structural constituent of ribosome; RNA binding.
AUGGCUUCGAGGCCCACAGUCACUGUUUACGGCGCGGACGGCGCGGCCGGCAGCUCGAGCGUCGCGCUUCCCGGCGUCUUCCUCGCCCCCGUGCGGCCGGAUGUCGUCCACCAGGUGACGGUCGCCCUCUCCAAGAACAAGAGGCAGCCGUACUCCGUCAACAAGUACGCCGGCAAGUCAUGCGCGGCGUCCUCGUGGGGCACCGGGCGCGCCGUGUCGCGCAUCCCGCGCGUGCAGGGCGGCGGCACGCACCGCUCGGGCCAGGGCGCGUACGGCAACAUGUGCCGCGGCGGUCGCAUGUUCGCGCCCACCAAGACGUGGCGCAAGUGGCACGCGAAGAUCAACGUGACGCAGAAGCGGUACGCCGCGUGCUCUGCGAUCGCGGCGUCGGGCGUGACGCCGCUCGUGAUGGCGCGCGGCCACCGCGUCGAGGACACGCCCGAGUGCCCCCUUGUCGUCGACGCCUCUGUCGAGUCGACCGCCAAGACCCAGAAAGCGGUCGACUUGCUCCGCAAGAUUGGUGCGCACGCCGACGUCGACAAGGUGGUGGCGUCGCGCACGAUGCGCGCGGGCAAGGGCAAGAUGCGCAACCGCCGCUUCGUCCAGCGCCGCGGCCCGCUCGUCAUCUACGACAAGGACGAGGGCAUCUCGCGCGCCUUCCGCAACAUCCCCGGCAUCGAUGGGCUCUACGGCACGCCCACCGAGGCGUCCUCCGAGAAGACGCGGCACGGCACGCCGUACCGCAUGCCCCAGCUGCAGAUGGCCAACGCCGACCUCUCCCGCCUGAUCAACUCGGACGAGGUUCAGUCGGUGGUGAACGCGCCCAAGGAGGGCACCGCGCCAAAGGCGCGCAAGGCGAACCCGCUCAAGUCGGCCAAGGCGAUGGACGUCCUCAACCCCGCCGCCGCAACCUUCAAGAAGGCGGCCACCGAGGCGCAGGCCACAAAGAAGGCCAAGGCCAAGCGCGUCAACGCGAUGAAGUCGACCUUCUACAAGCAGCUCAUCGCCGACGAGUCCUAGGAUGGCAAGACCGCCGCCGCCAACCCCUCCACCCCCAUCCACCGCUCCCCUCGCGCGCGCUUCGUCGGCGAGUCUCGACGACGUAGCGCCCCCCGCGGCCCCUCAUAAAGUCUGUCGGGCCGCGUAGCGCGUUGCUGUUGGAACACUGUUGGCCAUUGGCCGCCGCGCCGGCCGGGGCGCCGUGCGGGCGUGUGUCAUGCGACCCCUCCUUUUUCGUGUCUCAGUUUUUCACCAUGGGAUGCCGACGCCCUUGGC